GUUUAAGGUAAGAGAGAAGAGAAAGUCAUGUUAAUGGAAAUUAAAUGGUAAUGGUCCUUUUCAAGAACAACAUUGUCUUCUCUUUCUCGUUCUCUUUCUCUUUCUCUUGUCUUCCUUCCCCUUUUUGUUGAUUUUCCUUCUUCACUUUUCUUCCCCUUCAGCACAAACACACUUCAAAUCCGUUCUUCUGAGUUCACGAAUUCUGCUCAGAUUCUGAAAAAGAAAAAGCACCCACCACUGCUUUAGUUCAAAACCUCAGAUCUCAACUUCUGGGUGCUCUGAUUAUGCAAAAAUGAAUAUGGCAGAUAUAAUAUCUUGCUUCAAUGAGAACGCAGUGAAUGUGUCACACUCUUCGUGUUCUAGCUACUCAAACAACGCCUGCAUAUCUCCCAGUGUUACACCUUCAACGCAGAACUCGGUGACCUCUGUCUACAAAACCACCCUUUCCAACCAAAAGCAGGUUCUGAUCACGGUCACGUGGUGCAAGAGCCACUCCAACCAAGGACUCACAAUAAGCUUCGGCGAAGAGAACCCUUUGGAACCAUCUUUCAGGCUCAACACAAAUUCGCGGUUUUUCAGGAAAAAGAAAGGAAGCAAGGUCCUAGAAUCCCAAGACUCCAAGGUUGAGGUCUUCUGGGACCUGUCGAAGGCCAAGUACGACACUGGUCCCGAACCUGUUGAAGGGUUUUACGUGGCGAUUCUGGUUGAUGCUGAGAUAGGCCUCGUUCUUGGAGAAGAAGAUGUGGUGAAGAAGUUCAAAACGAGAACCCUUUUGGCCAAAGUUUCGCUUUUGUCACGGCGUGAACAUUGCUCCGGGAACGCCGUUUACGCCACCAAGGCUCAGUUCUGUGACAGCGGAACUUGGCAUGACAUUUUGAUCCGAUGCAGCGGGGAGAAUGAGGGCCUGAAAGCUCCUGUUUUGUCCGUUUGCAUUGACAAGAAAACGGUGAUCCGUGUGAAGAGGCUGCAGUGGAAUUUCAGGGGCAACCAAACGAUUUUUGUUGAUGGGUUGCUGGUGGAUUUGCUUUGGGAUGUUCAUAACUGGUUUUUCAACCCUGCUUCUGGUUAUGCAGUGUUCAUGUUCAGGACCAGAAGUGGCUUGGAUAGCAGAUUGUGGUUAGAGGAAAAGAUUGCACAGAAAGACAAAGACAGAGUUGAAUUCUCCUUGUUGAUCUAUGCAUGUAAGAGCACAUGAGGAAAACAUCUUUCACACCACACAAUCUUGUUCCAGUAUUCAACACAACUGUAUACUAAGAAUUCAAUCUCCAACUCUGCAGACUUCUUCUUGUUAAGAUAAGGAACAUGUUCCUUUUUAAUUUUUUUUUUUAACAUCUUUUUUAUUUCUUGUGUAUUUUUUCAAUUCUUGCUUUGACUCUUUGUUUUUUCUUUCCCCUUCCUUGUUGAAGGGAUACAUACUAAUUAUUUUUUAUCAUAGGAAACAGAAAGAAAAUAAAUUUGAGUGAUAUUAUCAGAAUAGCUGGUUGAGCAUGUGACUUUUGUUUCUCUGUUUUUUCUUCCUUUGACUGUUGGUUCUGAGUAGUGUCUAGUGCCGCAUUUCUAUCAAAUUUGGGAGACAUGAAUAUCAGUGAAGAUUUGGUAAAAGGAAAAUGAGAUCUUGGUUGGCAUAAUUGAGCUGCUUUUACCCUUUACAGAAGAAUAAAGUUGAGAAUCUUGUGAAUGAAUUGAAGCCACAUUAUUCUACCUUGUCCUUUACAAUUCUGUUUAUCGUUGUUCACUGUAAAGUUUCAAAAAACUGGAAACAAGUACUCAACAGGAUAUGAUUUACUUCCACUUCCUUUGAAUUUACACAUAAUCAAGCUUCUGCUACCACUUUUAGGCUCAGUUGAGUCACUUUCUAACACUUUCAUAUCAGAAUCAUAGAGACCAAGGUUAACAAUUUUAAAUGAUGUUAUUGUCCUUGGUCCCUGAAUUCUGUAAUCUACACGCAAAAUUCAAUGAUUGCUACCAUUGUCUGUAACAUGGUAAAAGAUAGAAAUAGCUUUGUUAGGUAGAACCAAUGAUCUACUGUUCUGGCACAUCUUCUUUCACCUUU
Messenger RNA from Vigna radiata var. radiata (mung bean), 2053 nucleotides. RefSeq lists its product as uncharacterized. NCBI's taxonomy places the organism in Eukaryota, Viridiplantae, Streptophyta, Magnoliopsida, Fabales, Fabaceae. The coding region runs from base 293 to 1195 and encodes 300 amino acids. The transcript has a single exon. The record is from RefSeq and is a predicted model, not a curated record.